UGGGACAUGGCAUCCUUAAUCAUGGAAAAAGCUCGCGAAACAGCAAUAAAUGUUCCAAACGAUUAUCAAUGUCAAACAACAUGUCGGCCAGGCAAGAAAGGUCCAGAAGGUGCAAAAGGCGAUAUUGGACCGACAGGACAAAAUGGCGCCACGGGACGUCAGGGAGCUAAAGGAAACAGUGGAACACCAUGUAAUUGCUCACGAUAUGAUGACUUGACACGCACAGUUCAAAUUCUCCAACAAAAAGCUCGAGAAUUACAACCCUUAGCAGAUGGUUGGUAUCGUGUUCACAGUUACCCAUAUUGGUACAAAUUGGUCAAAGUAUCGUCGAACUUUCAGCCAGAAAUAAUUGCGAACGCAUGGGAGGCCGAUUAGCAGCAAAGGGUAUUCGCAACCCAACUAUUCGCAGCGAUCUUCUCGACAAGUUCAUCAGAAGAACAGAAACUCCGAUCUGGAUAGGACUUGACGAUCUGGGGAAACGAGACAACUGGAAAUGGUCGGAUAGAGUUUCAUCAACUUCUUCUAAUACACCAUGGGGCAAAGACGAACCAGAUGGUCCAGAUCAAAGAUGUGCUUGUAUGCACAAUUAUCUGGAAUAUCAGAUAGCAGAUGUGCUUUGUAUUUACAAAUAUUUCUACCUCUGUGAGAAGUAAUUGAAAAUUUCCCUUGUUGCUUUCGAUCAAUGGGAUUUAUCUUAACAAAGAAAGAAACAAUAUUUAUAGUCACUUUGCUAAAAUAUUACCACGACUUGUCAUUGUUCAAAAAUUGAGUAACUAGUAUUUUUAUUCACUAGACUAUGCUUUCGACUUUUUUGUGGAUUUAUAUAUUCAUUGUAAACUCGAUUUUUAUCAAAAACCUCUUUAAAUAUAAAAUCAUGUAUUCUGAGUUCGAUCAUAUCAAAUGAUAUUAAUUGUUGAGCUUAAUUAGUGCGUUUUUCUGGACUUAUAGA
Styela clava is the source of this 949-nucleotide messenger RNA. Lineage: Eukaryota; Metazoa; Chordata; Ascidiacea; Stolidobranchia; Styelidae. The record is from RefSeq and is a predicted model, not a curated record.